Lactuca saligna is the source of this 669-nucleotide messenger RNA. Lineage: Eukaryota; Viridiplantae; Streptophyta; Magnoliopsida; Asterales; Asteraceae. The record is from the annotation of a GenBank genome assembly.
AUGGCUCACAAAUCAAGUCAUUCAUCUGAUCUUCAUUAUAAACCUGAAUUCAACAGGAUGGUGGUUAGCUUUCGUGAUGUUCUAACACUCGUUUCUCCAAAAUUAAAGAAGAGGCAUGUUGAAGACAUGGCCAAGCACAUUUCGAACAAACAAAAUAAACAUAAGAAGCUAUGGAAAUUGGUGUUACAAGAAGAUUCAGAUGAUGAACAAGUGGUUCCUGAAACACCACUCACAAAUGCUACACUGGGCAAUUCGUUACCUGUGAGGGAUUCCCUAGUUAAGUCGACUUACGAGGAGACUGGAAAUCUUGAUGGCAAUUUGGAAACUUCUACAAUGGACAAACCCAUCAAUCACAGUGAACAACCAACCAUUUCUAUUCUUGAGAAGGAAAAUAUCAUACCACCUGAAGUUUUGAAUACCGAGUCAUUUAAUGUGGAGGUUCGAACUUUAAUCAUCAAUGCAAACUUAUUUGAUACGGAUGUAAAUGUUAAUAAGGGUAAAAGAAUAUUUCAUUACGAAGCCCAAGUUAAUCCAUCUUUCAUUUUAUCCUCAUCUAUCGAAACUUCUGUCAUUGAUACUACUGUUUCAUUACCAUCUUUUAUUGUUCCAAAUUCAUCUCAUAUUCUUGCUUUCAAUCAUUCUCCUACUUUUGAUACAAUCAUCCAUUAA